GAGCAAAAGCAACUGAUCGCCGUCUCGAGGAUACGCGGUUGCCGGGAGAAAGAGGAGAGAAGAGAGACGGACGAGGCCGUGGAGGUGGGCGAGUCGGGCCGCCAAAAGCUGAACGGACUGAAUGCGAGUUUUGUGCGUCUCAGUUUCUGCGGACAAGAAGCGGAACAAUCUUUGACCGUGGGUCAACAGCCGACGAAGAAACAGCUGCUUCGCCUUCUGAAGCCAAAGUUUACCAAGAAAACGUUUUCGGUGCGUCAAUUACAUAUUUUGUGGGCAUGCUUUUCUGCUUAUCCCUAG
This is a messenger RNA of Protopolystoma xenopodis, 297 nucleotides long. Lineage: Eukaryota; Metazoa; Platyhelminthes; Monogenea; Polystomatidea; Polystomatidae. The record is from the annotation of a GenBank genome assembly.